Punica granatum (pomegranate) is the source of this 1342-nucleotide messenger RNA. The record is from RefSeq and is a predicted model, not a curated record. Lineage: Eukaryota; Viridiplantae; Streptophyta; Magnoliopsida; Myrtales; Lythraceae.
CUGUUCAUCGAGCGGAUUCAUCCAUAUCUCCGAACUCCAUCCAUUUGGUCAAAUCGCAAGCAGAGAGACACCGACAUAGACCGACAUGGCAGAAUUCGACAUCUCCGAGCUUCCGGAAGGCUGCAUUGCCAACGUGCUGUCCCUCACCAGCCCCCGCGACACUGGCCGGCUGUCCUCCAUCUCCGCCACCUUCAGAUCCGCCGCAGACUCCGACGCUGUCUGGCGCCACUUCCUGCCGCCCGACUACGAGUCCAUCGUUGCUCAUUCAUCGGAUUCGUCGUCCCUCCAUGGGCUUCCGCUCAAGGAGCUCUACUUCCGGCUCUGCACCAACCCGAUCCUCAUCGACGAGGGCAGAAAGAGCUUCUGGCUGGAUAAAUGGAGCGGUAAGCAAUGUUACAUGCUAUCAGCAAGAGACCUGUUCAUCGUUUGGGGUGAUACACCGAGGUACUGGGGGUGGACCUCCAGCUUCAAUCCCAAGUCGAGGUUCCCUGAGGUGGCUGUUCUUCUGGCUGUCUGUUGGCUAGAGAUUCGUGGCAAGAUCAAUGUUGCAGUCUUGUCCCCAUCAACACGUUAUGCAGCUUACCUUGUGUUCUCAUACGAUGAGAUGGCCUAUGGAUUUGACAACCGACCCGUAGAGGUCGGGGUCGGGUUUGUGGGCAGCGAGGAAUCCAGAAUGAGAAGCGUCUAUUUAGACAUGGAGACAAGACAGAGGCAACGAUAUCAAAUAGUUCCGCGCAUCAGGCGGUUCAAUUUCUCAAAUCCUAGCCGCAUCUUGGGCCCAGCUACGCCCUCUCCUAGACAAGAAGAUGACAGAGGGGAGUACCCGAAGGAGAGGAGCGAUAAGUGGUGGGAGAUAGAGCUAGGCGAGUUCACCACAGGGGAAGGACCAGAGGGAGAGCUCGAGAUGAGCGUCUUGGAGGUGAAGGGCGGGGGCUGGAAGAAGGGGCUCGUCAUUCAAGGGAUCGAGAUCAGGCCCAAGGACGGGAAAUGAGACGCGAUGCUUUCAUGCGUUCAAUAUAUAGCGAGGUAAAUCUACAGGUCGAAGGGCCGUUUGUUCCUAUCUGCAUAGUAAAGAAGCAGAGAAAAUCCGCUCUCUCAUCUCCUCUUAUUAACUUAACUGUCCCAAGUUUAUUUGUUGAACUAUUCCAAUAGAUUUGGCUUCUCUUAUUCCUGUCUAGGCUUGUAGCAGUGUUUGAGAUUCAAAUUUCCGUACUUCGAAUCAAGACGAAGGGCGAGUUUGUUGCAAUAUGCUCGAUUCUAGAUGGAUCGAUACCGACAAUCUCAUAUUCGACAACGUGAUUUGACCUUGGAAUGAACGUGACAUCCAUAGAGUACCUUUUAA